Molecule: messenger RNA, 629 nt
Organism: Nycticebus coucang (slow loris)
Lineage: Eukaryota; Metazoa; Chordata; Mammalia; Primates; Lorisidae
Gene: RPL35A
Product: ribosomal protein L35a
Exons: 6
Coding region: 257-589 (110 amino acids)
Biological process (GO): ribosomal large subunit biogenesis; cytoplasmic translation
Cellular component (GO): cytosolic large ribosomal subunit; ribosome
Molecular function (GO): structural constituent of ribosome
Source: RefSeq, a predicted model, not a curated record
GAAGCGCCUGCUGCAGAACUUUGGGAGCAAAUAACUGGGGUGGGCUCGUCCAAGUACUUUGACGAGGCACCCGUGUGCCUUGGAAUCUCUGCCAGCUGGUGAUCUCCGUGGGCUGCAGGAAAAGAGAGGACAGGAUGGAGGAGAUGUGGGACGGAUGGUGUUGGUCCUCUGACUCCCCAGAACCGACCUCGCUUUGGCUGUCUACAGUCUCCUUUUCCUCAGCGUCUGCUGGGAACAGGACUUCUAAAAGGCAAAUAUGUCUGGAAGGCUGUGGUCCAAGGCCAUUUUUGCUGGCUAUAAGAGAGGUCUCCGGAACCAAAGAGAGCACACAGCUCUUCUUAAAAUUGAAGGUGUUUAUGCCCGAGAUGAAACUGAAUUUUAUUUGGGCAAGAGAUGUGCUUAUGUAUACAAAGCAAAGAACAACACAGUGACUCCUGGCGGCAAACCAAACAAAACCAGAGUAAUUUGGGGAAAGAUAACUCGAGCCCAUGGAAACAGUGGCAUGGUUCGUGCCAAAUUCCGAAGCAACCUUCCUGCUAAGGCCAUUGGACACAGAAUCCGUGUGAUGCUGUACCCCUCAAGGAUUUAAAGUGAUGAAAAGUAAAUAAAAGUAGAUUUGUGCUGUUGUA